AUGAAAGGUAUUAUUGUGAGUGAUGGAGUGUACAGAGAAGAAGAUGUUUUUGCAGGACAAAGAAUAUUUAUGACACCUGAGCUUAUCGAGAAAACAAUGUUGGGGUUGGUCCAGAAAUACAAUCAAUACCGACCAACGACUAAAUCAUCACCAUAUGCAGUUGCAGCUUGGCUCUUACAUGCUUUUGUUAGCAUACAUCCAUUUAUUGAUGGUAAUGGUAGAAUGGGCCGUAUCUUGGCUAAUUUGGUACUGUUUUCAUACGGUUUCCCAUUUCCAGUACCAAUUUCUGCUGAUAAUGAUGAAUAUAUUAAAUCAUUAAGAUUGGCCGAUAGAUAUUACGAAAAGGGAAGAGACACAUCACAUUUAGCUCUCAUAAUUUUGAAUAGUUCUCAUUCAAUUUAUAAAAAUUACCUUUCAAAUUUAGAAUUAUAA
Dictyostelium discoideum AX4 is the source of this 432-nucleotide messenger RNA. RefSeq lists its product as hypothetical. Gene Ontology annotation, molecular function: AMPylase activity. The coding region runs from base 1 to 432 and encodes 143 amino acids. Gene Ontology annotation, cellular component: membrane. NCBI's taxonomy places the organism in Eukaryota, Evosea, Eumycetozoa, Dictyosteliales, Dictyosteliaceae. The transcript has a single exon. The record is from RefSeq and is a predicted model, not a curated record.